Lacerta agilis (Sand lizard) is the source of this 7662-nucleotide messenger RNA. RefSeq names its product AF4/FMR2 family member 1 (gene AFF1). Lineage: Eukaryota; Metazoa; Chordata; Lepidosauria; Squamata; Lacertidae. The transcript is spliced from 22 exons. Gene Ontology annotation, biological process: regulation of gene expression. The coding region runs from base 304 to 4008 and encodes 1234 amino acids. Gene Ontology annotation, cellular component: nucleus; super elongation complex. The record is from RefSeq and is a predicted model, not a curated record.
GCUCGCCCUCUCAGCUGGCUUGCAAUGUGUCGAGCCGGACUGGAGGAGGCCCCCGGGUGCCCGGAUGUCUAUCCAAAUUAGUGUAGGACUGAGCUAGCAGAGGGAGGGAGAGGGAGGCGUUACAGCCGAGGAAGCAGCAGUCUUUGGGGAGAAAGGAAGGGGGCGCGUAAAAGUGGGAUUUCUGAGCCAGGGGCGCAAAGCGCAGCAGCAAAUGGACAGGAAGUUUUUGGGUGGCGGAGGGUAGGGCAAGGGCGAAGAAAGCCUUCCGAUGGCCAGGAGACGGUCGGCUUGCUAAACUUAACUAUGGCUGCCCAGUCAAGCUUGUACAAUGAAGAGAGAAAUUUGCUCCGCAUCCAAGCAAAAGAGAGGAGGAAUCAGGAAGCUCACCAGGAGAAAGAAUCAUUCCCUGCUGAUAUCCCUCUCUUUGGAGAACCUUACAAGAACAACAAAGCAGAUGAGCUAUCCAGCCGGAUUCAGAAGAUGUUUGGCAAUUAUGAAGAGAUGAAGGAGCUUAUCGCCAUCAAGUCUCAGCAAGAUUUCAUAGGGAUCCCCACAAGCGUCAUGUCUCUGAUCCCUCAGCGCAAGCCAGAUCGUCCACUCUUGCCUGAAAAGACCAGCAGCGUGGUACCUGCCUCAUUCCAGAAUGGUAGCCAUCACCGCAAGCCCUUGGGACCCAUUGCUUCAGGUGCUCCCUCUGCGGGCAGCUCUCUGCACCACCAAAAAAUUCACUCAAGGAUAGAACCGGCCUCACAAAGUGGUGGGCUGCCCAGCAACCAGAGACGAAGUCAAGAGCAGAGCCGCAAGACUCAAGAAGGCCAGAACAGCAGAAGCCAGAAGAAGAAUGAAAGAUGCAUUGAAGAAGCCCGCAAGCUGCAGCCCUCCCUUUUGGAACUUUCUCCCUUGCUGUCCUCGUUGUCUUCCCCUGUAGCACCCUUGUCGCCUCUACAUUCCAGCCAACGUGUCAAUUCCAGGUCUCUCGGCAGCAUCAAGAAAAACCAUGGGCAGAAUAGCUCCCCUUCUCUGGAGCUGGUGGCUGGAACGCGUGAGAAUGAAACCCAGGACAGCUUGAAUGCUCCUGUAGCCGUUGCUGCCCAGCCUUCCUCCCAGACUUUCCCCGCGUCGUUGUCAUCAAAAACCAGUGCAAUACAGCAGAAACCGACUGCCUACGUGAGGCCAAUGGAUGGUCAAGAUCAAGCUCCGGAGGAAUCGCCGGAGCUCAAGCCGCUUCCUGAGGAAUACCACGAACAAUCCUAUGGGAAAAUAGCAAACGUAAAAACAAACGUCAAGCCCAACUUGCCCAGCUUGCCCAAACUGAAAAUACCUGUUGAAGCGACUGAGCAAUCGUUCUCCAAUGAAGUCCAUUGUGUUGAAGAAAUUUUAAAGGAAAUGACCCAUUCAUGGCCACCUCCUUUGACAGCCAUCCAUACUCCUAGCACAGCUGAGCCUUCAAAGUUUCCUUUCCCUGCAAAGGAAACCCAGCAUGGUGGAUCAGUCAUACAGAGCCAGAAGCAGUAUGAUGCACCUUCUAAGACGUCUAUUUCUCAGCAAGGAAAAUCAAUGCUACAUGAAGAUCUUGAGAUCAGCGAUAGUGACGAGGGUGACGAUGACCAAGUCAGUGUUUCUGAUAAGCCGUCUUCCUCAUCCACUCCUCCAAGUGCCCCACAAUCACAGCCUGAGAGUGUGGCAUUGGGACAUUCCAGCAGUCCUGAGUCUGGGAGCACAAGCGACUCAGACAGUUCCUCUGACUCUGAGAGUGAGAGCAGCUCCAGCGAAAGUGAAGCAAAUGAUCCCCCAACAAGAGCAUCCACACCUGAGCCCGAUCCACAGACAUCCAACAGAUGGCAGCUGAACAACUGGCUGAUCAAGGUGAACCAGCCGGUAUCUCCCACCGAGAAUUUCCUUGAGGAUGACCGCAGCAGGGGGAGUCUCCAGGAAGGCAAGGGGCAAGGGAAAACUUGCAGCGGCAGCAGCAAAAGGGAAUGCUCGCAACCGACAGAUGGACACUCAAAAACUGCCAGCAAAGCACCUCGGUCAGCUCAAGAGGUACACCUCCCUACCAAGCGCAGCUACCAGAAGUCUCCAGUGCACACAGAGGAACCCCAAUUCCACCAAGUCGUGGGCAGUAAGCAGCCCAGGAAGUCCAGCAAAGUCGCAGCACCGGAGGAACCGAAGAGAGGCCUGACGGUAGAGAGCGAGCCGCCCGGUCUGUAUGGUGCGAAGGACCAGUCUUCCAAAGACAAGCCCAAGGUGAAAACGAAAGGGCGGCUGAAGUUUGGUGACAAGAAGGAACUGAAGCUGGCAGUGCCAGAGCCCGCCGAGAAGAAAAAGCACAAGGGCUUGCACCAGGCCACUGUUAAAUUGUUCUCGGACCGGGGUGCUGCAAAAGACAGUGCAGUUGGCAGUGCCCUGGAGCUGUUGCCCCUCAGCCCUUUGAGCCAGAGCCCCAGGGUUCCCGCCACCAGCAGAACUAGCGGCACGAAACCAGCUGUUGUGGUAAGAGAGGACAAGGACAAGUUUCUCUUGCCUAUCAGGGAUAAGAAGUUGCUGUCGCCCUUGAGGGAUUGCCCGGUCCCUCCGUCGCUUGUGGUUAAAAUUGAGCUCGCUCUCCUCUCGCGGGUCCCACAUCCACCCAGGAAGGGGGGGGACUGCCCCAAAAGACUGGAGGUCAGAGAGAGCCACAGCGUGAAGAAGCAGGACGCGGACAAGAGGAGUGCGGAUGCACCAAGCAAGUCUGUCAAAAAGAGAAAGCAGGAAGAUUCUCUGAGAAACGAUCAGAAAAAAGUCAAGAUGGACAGGGAAACCAAAUCACCCCCGUUAUCAGGUCACAAAGAUUCCAGUAAAAACAAAUUAAAUCUGAGGCACCUAGUAGAUCCCAAGGCUUGCUGGAUUUCAAAGCCAUCAGUAGAGACACAAAGAAAAGAGAUACCACUGCCGCCACCGCUGCCGCCUCCACCACCGCUGCUACCGUCGUCUCCUGCGCAAAAACCAGCCAAGAUGGCCCAGAAGAGGCCAAAGAAUGAAAGCGGUGCCUGCAGCCAGCCUCCUGGUCUCAGUAUCAGCACUGCCAAGAGCAAGGAAAGCCACAAGGAUUCUUCAUCCUCCAAGCACAGGAAACUGGAGGGGAAGCCUUCCGAAAGCUCAAAAAGCAACAAAAGAUCUGCAGAUGAUGUUCCAAAUCCUUUCCCAGUGCCUUCUUUGCCAAAUGGUACCUCCAAGCCAACAAAACCUCAGGGCAAGCCGCACAAACAACAUCCAGUGGAAUUUCACUUAAACGAGGCCAAAAGGUUGAGGCACAAAGCCGACACAAUGACAGAUGACAUUGGCAAGGCCUUCAAGUACUUGGAUGCUGCCCUAUCCUUGAUUGAGUGUGGCAUUGCCAUGGAAUCUGAUCCUCUCUCACCAAAGCCAGCCUACAGCAUGUUCGCAGAGACCAUAGACCUCAUCAAAUUCAUAAUGACAUUAAAAUACUUUGCGGACUCUUCAACAAACACGCAUGAAAAAAUCUUCAUUGUUUUUUGCAUGCGCUGCCAAGCCAUUCUGUACAUGGCGAUGUUUCGCUACAAGAAGGACACAGCAAUAAAGUAUUCCCGGACCCUUAUUGAACACUUCAAGAGUUCUUCUAGAAUUACACAAGCACCUUCUCCGUGUGUUGCCAGGAGUAUAGGCACACCAUCCCCUCUUUCCCCGAUGCCCUCUCCAGCCGGCUCUGUGAGCUCCCAGACAGGUUCCAGCGGCAGCAGCUGUGGAAGUGGAAGCAUUGGCUCCUCGGUCAACGUUCCUCACUUUAUCCCAACCAUCACUUCUUCCUUUGUUGGCAUCACUUCUUAUAUUCUCUAUGCCUACGAUUUCUGGGAACAAGCUGAUGUUUUGGCCAGGAAGAAUAAGAAGUUUUUCUCCGAGCUCAGUGCUGCUGCCUGCCCUCUCUCGCUGAACAGCAGUAUGAUCGAACUGGUACACUACACCCGCCAGGGUUUGCAGUGGCUGAGACUGCAACCAAGCACGCCUUAACUGGUGCUUCGAGGCCGGAGACCCUUGCCUUGGACUCUUUGCACUUUGAAAAGCCUCCGAAAGCAGCCUGGUUGGCUGGCUUGUUGGGAUUUAUAAGCGCCUGGAACAAGGAAGGAUGGAGCUUGGUGGAAGGGGAUCUGGCGCCACUGGAAAACUUUAAGGACUAUAUUUGCUACGGUGCCAAUAGGCCACCUGGAAGAUGAGAAGAGGCCUCAAAAGUGGAGAAUGCCUUUCUUUCUUUUUUUUUCAAAGGACAAAGUGCAAUGUUCUCUUUUUUCAUUUCUCUUUUUCCCGUCAUGGUUCAAUGUGUCAAUGGUCUAUAAACAUUUCGUUACAUGAAUAACCAGCAGGACAAAAAAAAAAAAGUACACACAUGAAGAAGUGCCGAUGAGAAGGAAAACCGUCUCCCAAAGAAAUUUCUGCAACACCUCAAAGGAUGCAACGUCCAUGGGCCCAGCAUAGUCUUCAGAUUUGUUUGCCUCUCUUCUCCCCCCCCCCCUUCUUUAAAAUGUAAACCACAAAAUGCAAUCUGUAGCAUGUGUUCUUGUUCCUGGAGGGCGGGAUGGACAGAGACUCACAAAGGAAGUGGGGUGACCCAGCAGCACGAGCCCACCUUCUUUUAAAUACAAAAUGGCAAAGCUAUCUUCCUCCUUCCCCCCCUCUCUCCACUUGCCAGCCAUAGCUAUUUGUUGCACUACUACCCUCCCCCCCCCCUUUGAUGGGUGGGCUUGUAGCCCGUGUCAGACAUAUUCAGAUUCUGUAGCUGGCCUGCCCAGCCCCUGCCUCUUCCCUGCCAGUCCCAGCUCUCGUGGUUUUGUGGUAUUGCGGCCAUGCGUGUGGGGCAUUGACAAUCUCGUAUGGGAAACAGGAAAUCUGGGACUGCGUUGUCAGAAGCCUCUUGUGAAUAGAGGAUGCACAGUGUAGGUGUGUUUACCCCCUCCCUACGGGGUGGCAAGGUGGGGUGUGUGGGCUGGCUUCCCCUCCCCAUCAAAUUUAGUUGAGCAAUACUGCACUAAUGAAUUGAACUGGAAUUGCUUGCAACCACUGUCUUCAGUACUUUAAAAAUACCGUUCUUUCAGUUCCCCUGUAGUCCAUACAGUGGACACACUUGACGUUUCAGCAGAGGGGUUUGGUCUUGGUCUUACAGGGCAAGCACAGUUCAUGGUGGCUCUUUUGCACAAGCAGGAAUCUGAGGAGUCCCUGGCUAACACAGGAGAAGAGGAGUUGGGCAGUCAGGAGGGCUCAUACUGGCUGUAGCAAGAUUAUUUUUCAGUUUUGGAUCCUUAAAGCAGGAGGAACUUCAUAGCACACCAUUUCACUUCAUGGUCUCCGAAAUGGCUGCUUUGGUUUUUGUUUGCACUGGUUAUUGAUGCCCAACUUCCAUUUCUACUGGCGAGUACGACACCUGACCGUAAGAUUUGGCAUAACCCCUUCCUUUUAAAUAUCUCCAUUUCCUCAACGGUAACCUAUUGUUUUGGCCAACUUUCAAUCCCUAGCCAUGUUCAAGGACAGUAAAUGACAAUUGUCUUAGAUUUGCAAGCAUAUCCUCGUGUGUCUUUAUAAAAUUCCCAAUUGAAGAGAGGGGCUUCAGGACUGUAGCACCUCUGGCCUAUUUACUGCUCUCUGUUUAGUCUAACUCAUUAAAGACCCAUUUUUCUGUUCUCCUUCCAACUUGUGCCUUAACUGUCCCAUUUGCUCCUGUCACCACCUGGCUUUAUGACAGAGCAGUGGGAAUCUCUUCCAAAUAAACUGUGCUUGAGUGCGGCAUCACAGUUUCCUUUACAGCUGACUCCUGAUAAUAAAAUGUCAGUCUGACAUUCUUACAUGUUUGUCCCAUAUAAAACUGCCCUGCAGCAUUGAAGCAGUAUUCCUGUUUAGAAGGACCUGUUAUGUACUUGUAGGGUUUGCUAAAAUGUCAUAGCUUCUGUGAUUCAAUAGUAGGGUGUAUUCCUGCAGCUCCUCUGGGAACACAGCCCUGCAAAAGGUCAGCACGAGGAAGCUGGUCUCAUGGAAAGUUGAAGCCUUAGUUGAUUUCAGGGAAAAGCCACUUUCUCCAAUGGGGAGCAAGUUCCAUAUUUUCAUCCCAAUGUAAUGUUGUUCCUUAGGGUUGAACUAGACUUGGGGAAGACAGCCAGGAUCUUCAUUGAAGUGCAGCAAAAUAGUCCAUGGAGGGCACAACUUGUCUGGCACCCUGCUUUCUUGGUGCAAUGCAGCCGGAGGAAGGAAGGGUUUAGCAGUGUUCCAUGCCUGCCCCACCGUGGCUCUUGACACCCCCCUGCCCCUCCUCUGCUUUGGGGCUGCUGGGCAGACUCAGGUCACCAAAUUCCAGAGCUUCUGUUGCAUGCUUAGCUCCUUACACGAGCAGGUUCCAAUCAGAAAUGAUGUGGAAAAGGAAAACAAGGCAAGGGAAAAGCAAAUCCAAAUAUCAGGUGGUUGCCCUUUCCUGGAAAAGGACACACAAAGCAAUUAUGGUUGCGCCCAGGUGUCUUCUCAUAGUAAGCUCUUGGGUCCGGCCAAGAAGCAAAUGCACACUAAACUCGUUUUGUUUCUCUUUUCCAAAUCAUGUCCCUCUCUUCUGACUGGUUGAUAGCUGUAGUCUCAGGACAGGCUUUCUCUUCCUUUCUCUGCUCCCCUCCUCCCCACUCCUGGCCAAAUGGCAUCCGACUCAGCCAGCCGCUGUUUGCCUUGCUGCUGCUUUUGCUCUGUUAAAACACACCCUGAGCUUAAGAAUCCCCGGUUGUGAAGGGACCCACUUUUUGACCUGCUUGUUGAGCACUUUAUCCAAGGGGUAGUGAUAAUUGGUUCCUGUUCAAUCCAUUUAUGCUGCUGACUUUAUAUUACUGUUUGCUGGGUGAUGCAAAGAUGAGCAGCAAAGAACAUAGGCUUUUUCCUCCUCCUUCAACCAACCAAUGAACAGAAAGAUUCCAAUCUGAUUUGGUCCAGGAAUGUCCUAUUCCAAAACCAAACAGGAGCACAGCUUCCUUCUUAACGCUCAUAGAAGCUAAGCUGAAUUACGUGUGACAUGUUCUGCAAUUUCUUUUUAUUUUACAUGCAGUUGCAAAGAAGCAGUUGGUCUGUGGGGAAUCAUGCUUAGGAAGCUUAUAACCUCUUGACUUUUUUUUUAAAUUAAAGAUGAAUUGAAGAAUCAGAGAAAAUGUCAUUUCACCCCCUUUCCAGACUCUGGUACCCCAGAUGUUGAUGGAACUGCCAUUGAUUUCAGCCAGGGCCUGGGGCCCAGCCUUUCUAAGGAGCAAGAAGUAAAUUUGUUUUGCCGUUUUAAACACAGGUCAAUGGAGCUGUAUACUUAAAGCAGCCUCCUUUCCCAGAUGAUAUUUAUUUAGAAUUAUAAUUAAUGUAUUUAAAUUGCCAAUGUUCUAUAUGUCUAAGAUACCAUUAUUUAAUAAUUUGAAAGUUCCAUUGACACUGGAGAUGUGGACUGAAAGAUUGAUGACAAUUUUAUUUUUAAAGGGCGGUAUCUCUUGCCCCCCCUUUAGUUUCUUUAUAUAUAAAAAAGAACUCUACAUUAAAAUUUAUUAUAGGGUGUUGUCUCUCCCAUUUGUAAAUAACAUUUUCUGCCCUGUAUAUUGGUGAUAUUUCCAGGUUGAUUUGUUAAAUUCAUGUGGGGUAAUAAAAUAAAUAUUAAAUGAAACAGCA